Molecule: messenger RNA, 2034 nt
Organism: Acytostelium subglobosum LB1
Lineage: Eukaryota; Evosea; Eumycetozoa; Acytosteliales; Acytosteliaceae
Exons: 4
Coding region: 1-2034 (677 amino acids)
Biological process (GO): protein geranylgeranylation; vesicle-mediated transport; small GTPase-mediated signal transduction
Cellular component (GO): cytoplasm; Rab-protein geranylgeranyltransferase complex; cytosol
Molecular function (GO): GDP-dissociation inhibitor activity
Source: RefSeq, a predicted model, not a curated record
AUGGAAGGAGAUAAAGCAGUUGAUAAUAGUAGACAUAGCUGGUUAGAGAAGGACAACUUUGAUGUUGUCGUACUUGGUACAGGAUUCGUUGAGUCUGUACUUGCAGGUGCAUUGUCAAGAGUUGGAAAGGCAGUGUUACAUCUUGAUAAGAACACUUAUUAUGGAACGAAUUGCAGCUCGUUCUCACUCAAUCAAUUGAAUGACAUGUUGGUCAAGGCGUCAAAUGGAGAGGAGAGCAUCUUUACAUUUGCAAAGGUGUAUCAGCCACCACCUCCCCCUGCAGUUCCAGUGGAGGAGGAGGUUCCUCAGGUACGACCAACUACUCCUGUGGAGCCAGCAUCAUCUCAAACAUCGCCAAAGGAGGCCACACCAGUACCUUCGACAACAUCUGAGACCACAACAGAGACAGAGACAGUGACAGUGACCACACAAGAGGUCACAGCUGAUGCGACCAAUCAAUCGAAUGAGGAGCAGACUGUACCAACUCCAACACCAACCCCAACUCCAACACCAGCAGCACCAAAGAAGAAGAAGGUUGAUACUUCAUUGUUUGGAGUUGGUAGACAGUUCAUCAUUGACUUGCUACCAUCACUCCUAUACUCUAAGGGCCCACUAGUUCAGUUGUUGAUCUCAUCGGCAACAUCAAAGUAUCUCGACUUCAAGUGUCUCGAUCAGAACUACAUGUACAUCAACAAUACUCUUCAGCCAAUACCCUCGACAAAGGGCUCGAUCUUCAAGGACAGCACAUUCUCACUGAAGGACAAGCGCAUCAUUAUGAAGUUCAUCGACGCCGUUAAGUCUUUGACAGAGGAGGGCGUUGACCAGGCACAGCGCAUCGAAGAGCUGUCCAAGCAGCACGGUGGCAGCUUCCUCCAGUUUGUCAAGAGCUUCAACAUGUCGGCGCAGGUCGAAGCCUUCAUACUCUAUGGCAUCUCGCUGGUGCACCCACCCAACAUGGCCGACGUCUCACUGGCCGAGGGCAUCAAGUCGGUGCUUCUGUACAUUACAUCACUACUGGUCUACGGACAGCUACCAUUCUUGAUCCCAUACUAUGGCUAUGGAGACAUUCCCCAGGCAUUCUGUCGUCUCUGCGCAGUCUUUGGUGGCAUCUAUGUGUUGGAUCGCAAUGUCAAGCAGCUCAACGUCGACGCCGACAAUCAGUACACCGGCAUCGUAUGCUCUGAGGACCAACCCAUCAAGUCCACCUACUUUAUAACUUCGCCCAAGUAUCUCUCGAGCCUAAUGCCAACUCAAUCAAAUGAUAUCAAGAAGGAGUUUGAGACAACUUCAUACUCAAGAUGUAUCUGUAUCACUGACAAGCGAAUCAUAAACUCAAUGGACUGCUCUUACAUCACUAUCCCACCCAACUCGAUUGCUGGAAACAAGAGCACAGUCAAUGUGUAUCAGAUGGAAUCAUUGUGCACAGCACGUGGAUACGUCUUGAUUCACUUCACGACCAUUCAAUCAGGUGCCAACGCCGAAGAGGAUUUGAAGGCAGUGGUCGAGACAUUCGUACAGUUGUCUGGCGGCAAUAGCGAGUUGCCAACCAUUCAGUGGUGUGCCUAUUUCAACCUUUCACUUGAUCACGUGACCAGCUCGUUUGGUGCCUAUGGCCAGGCGUUGCCCAAGAAUGUGAUGCUCACCUCGGACUCUCCAGUCUCUGUCUCCAUCGACUAUGACCAGCAAAUCAACGAAGCCAAGGCACUAUUCGAGAAGAUCUGUCCAGGACAGACCUUCUUGGAGCGUGUACCAGACUCUGAAGACAUCGUUUGGAACUAUGAUGAACAAACUACAACAACAACAUCAACAACAACAACUUCAUCAACAGAGACGACGGUAGUAGAUGCUACAACAUCAACAAUAGAGACGAUUGUUUCAGACAAUGAUGUUGGCUCAAGCCCAAGCGACACCACAACCAACACGACCAUCGUCGCCAACAACAAUAUCGACAACAGCGAGUCAACAAAGACCGCAGAGGGCAGCACUACACCUACUACUCCAAUUAGUAAUCCAAAAGAAGACACCAAUCAAUGA